AUGGGGGACACGGCGCCCCCGCAGGCCGCGGGGCUCGGCGCCGGGCUGCUGGGGGGCGGCCCGGCGGCGCCCCGCGUGCACAGCGCCAUCGUGGAGCGGCUGCGGGCCCGCAUCGCCGUCUGCCGCCAGCACCACCUCAGCUGCGAGGGGCGCUACGAGCGGGGCCGCGCCGAGAGCUCCGACCGCGAGCGCGAGAGCACCCUGCAGCUCCUGCACCUCGUGCAGCAGGGCCAGGGCGCCCGGAAGAGCGGCAAGCACCCCAAGGGCGGCGGCGGCGGCGGCCCGGCCCCCCCCGCGCCCCCCGCCGCCGCCGCCGCCGCGCCCCCGGACUACCACCAGCACCAGCUGCUCAGCAACGGCGGCGUCAACGGGGAGCAGCCGCCGGGGGAGCAGCGCGCCUCGGCCCUGCUGGCGCUCCAAGGGUCCUUGAAGAGAAAGUUGGUGGUAAAUCUGUCACCUGCCAACAACAAGAGGCCCAAUGGUGUUUCAGAGAGCUCUUUCCUUGACGUUAAGAGGAUAAGAGUGGGUGAUAAUCUCUCAAUGGGACAAGGUGGACAUCAUGUUAACAAUUGCCAAAGCCAGUCAAUGUCAGGACCUAUGCCUAUGGGGCAAGGAUCACAAAGAAAGGCUAGCAACCUAGCAAACAAUACACAUCCUAGUGGGAAUGGUAUGUUUAAUAUGACUUUGAAAGAGGUAAAGAAAGAACCAGGAGAAACAAUGUCCUGCAGCAAACAUUUAGAUGGUCAGAUGUCCCAUGAGAACAUGUUCCCUAACAGAUAUGGGGAAGACUCAGGGGAACAAAUGAUGGAUCCAGAGCUUCAGGAACUAUUUAAUGAACUGACUAACAUAUCGGUGCCACCAAUGAGUGAUCUUGAGCUAGAAAAUAUGAUAAAUGCCACCAUAAAACAAGACGAGCCAUUCAACAUUGACCUUGGGCAGCAGAGCCAGAGGGGCCCUGUGAGAUCUCUGCAGAUGGAGAAGAUGGUGAUAAAGAGUGAAUAUGCAGCAGGCAUGAAUCAGGCUCCUGUGGGCUCCCCACAAAUGAGGCCUUCUUCUACAGGUCCAACUUUUACUAUGGCCACUGCUGCCAUGUCCACCUCUUCACCUAUCCCUUCGGUGCCUCAAACACAAGUAUCGCAGGUUUCUUCUGUGUCCAGUCGACCAUUGCCUAACUGGCAGGAGGUGUCUCAUGCACAGCAGCUCAAACAGAUAGCAGCCAAUCGGCAGCAGCAUGCCUUGAUUCAGCAGCAACAGCAGCAGCAGAACCAGACAGCCAACUGGUCCACCUUGUCUCCAUCUGGACCUUCCCCUGGACCCUUUGUGCAGGAGAAAAUCCCCAGUCCUUCCUUUCGUCAGCAGCAGUUCAGCCCACAAAACUCAGCAAUUCUUGGGGUACCAGUGAAUGGAAAUCAGUCAAAAGGGAUGAACAAUUAUGUUUUUAAACCAACGACUCCCCAGAGCAAUCCCAUGGACAUAAUCAUGCAACAGAAGCCUCAGGACCUCAACAGAAACUUUAUCAACAGCACUCAGCCACCACUAGAGCAGCAUCAUGGCAACACAAAGCCUUUAUUUCACUUUAACUCAGAGCAAACAAACCAGCAGAUGCCUUCAGUUUUGGGUUCCCAAAGUAAGCCUACCCUUCUGCACUACACACAGCAGGCCCAGAGUUCAGCCCCCGUGCAGCAGCCACAGCCGCAGCCACAACAACAGCCGCAGCCACAACCUGCUCAGCCUCUCCCGAACCAGCCUCUUCAAAGGCCACCCAAUGUACCCCUAGCCAUGCAGCAAAAAAUAAUGCUUCAGAAACUGCAGCAAAGCCAGCAAAUCUCAGGUUUGCAGUAUCCAGUCUCUCAGCAGCAUAGACAGGAUCAACACUCUGUGGUAGGCCAGGGAGCUGGCCCCACUCCAAGUUCCAGUUCUUGCUCAAAUCCAAACACUGGAAGUGGUUACAUGAACUCAUCCCAGCAAUCGAUGUUGAAUCAGCAACUGAUGGAAAAGAAACAGGCCCUGCAACGGCAAAUGAUGGAGCAAAAACAACUCCUUCUACAGCAACAGAUGUUGGCAGAAGCAGACAAAAUUACACCACAAGAUCAGCUAAACAGACACUUGACACGACCACCACCAGAUUAUAAAGACCAAAGAAGGAAUGUGGUCAACAUGCAACAAGCAAACCAAUAUUCUGGAGGUUCACCUGCUGUGAGUAUGAGCUCCAACAUGUCCUUAUCAAAUCCUAUUUCUACUCAUAGCAUCAUGCCCCAGAGCUCUAGCUUCAUGUCCACCCCCGCUGGGACGCGAAUGCCUUCUGUUCCCGCAGCUCGGAGUAUGGGCUGCUAUGGGAACCCUCCUUGCAACCAACCGAGCACGUACAAUGUCACUUCAGGAAUGAACCAAAUGCAGCCACACAGAAACCAAAAUCAAGUCCUGCCCAGUCAGAAUAACCCCAUGAUAUCUCGACAGCAAACCAUGACACAGGGAAACAAUGUAGCAGCUUUUGGAACUGGGUCAGUGGUCAACACACAGCAAGUAAGACCAACCUUGAACCAUGGAGCCACAGGUAUCCCCACACAAAGACCGGCCAACGUGAUGAUCACGGCUACUGCCACUGCUCAGAACUGGGCCCCACAAGAAGCUGCAGUGAAGCAGCAGGACACACUGAAACCCACGGGGGUCCGUUUCCCCACAGGCACUCCAUAUUCUAACCAGUCUUUGCAACGCACCAUAGGCAACCAGCAUUUUCCUCAGCGUGCAUUGGCACCGCCUAAUCAAUUAACAGCAGGACUUCAAAUGAGGCCUCCUCUAAACCAAAUGCACCAGACUCUAAAUGGACAAUCUGCUGGUUCACUGCGAGGUCUAAGCAUAAGACCUAACCAGCUAAGAGGACAGACUGUGCCUACCUUGAAUCAGCCAGGGACAAGUAUGACACCUCCAUCCUCUCUGCCAUCAACCAGUUUCACAUCUACCAACCAAAACUCUCGGGCUUACCAAGGAACUGACCAUGGUAAUGACUUAGGGUUUGACUUUCUGAACCAGCAAGGUGACAGUAUAGGACCUGCGCUCAACAGUGACUCAGACUUUAUAGAUUCUUUACUGAAAACAGAACCUGGUAAUGAUGACUGGAUGAAAGACAUCAACCUUGAUGAAAUUUUGGGGAACCACUCAUAAGUGACAGUACCAAGGGUGAAACAGAUAAAGAGGCAGUAAGGACAUUAGCUUUCUCAUUAGCUGCCAACAGUCUGCUUUAUCAAAGUACACUCUAGUAAUUGGGCUGUCCUUUAAAAUACUCCAUAGAGCUAUCGCCCCAUUUGAAGAGUUGCUCUAGGAAUAAAAUUGAAGUCUCCCCCAGGGAAACAAUAACGUCAGUGACAUUCAUACCUGUCACAAAGGAGUGAGAACGAGUGAAGGGUCUGUUCCCCACACUGGUGCCCAGCACGUUGUAAACGCAAUUCACAAGUGCUGUGUGAAAAGGUAUACAGCUUCCCACAUACUCAAGACCCAGACAGUGGUAUGGGUUGUGAAACAUCAUUUCUCUCAGUGCAAAUAGCAACUUAAGUGGUCAAGAGCUCUUCAGUUCAUAGCCCUUGACUACCUUGGGACUCAGUCCUGACAGCAUCAGGCCCUGUGUAAAUCUCAAUUUAUUACAAAAACUGUUUACUUGUAUGUAGUACAAACUCUCAUUUGCUUCUCUGUUGUUUUUGUUUUAAAUCCUCUUGAUUUUAUAGCACACAGGAAGGUAAGUGGUCCUAUCCAAGAAAAGAAGAAAAUAAAUUCAGUGACAGACAUCCAGUGUGUAACUCAGUGUGCUCUAGUUUUUGCUUUUUGCCUUUUGUCAAUGCUUGCCACGAGUGACAGAGGACACUACUUUCUUGUCAGCAGCACAAUCACUGUGGUCAUUGAGGGAAGCAGGAGAUGAACUAUUCCAAAGCUUGGGAGCCCCACUUUGCCACCUUGCCAAGGGACUCCAGUGACUUUAAAGGACAAUUUGAAUGAGAAAGGUGCUCCAAAUUUGGCCCUCACAGACUACUUUCCCAGGCCAGCUUAGAGGAGGGCAAAUACAUGAAGCAACUCAGCUAAGCCAAAAUAACUACCCCAUUUUCAUCUUAACCCAUUGCAAAUGUCAGAUAGUUCAUCUUGGUCCUGUGCUAUCAAACAGGUUAAUCCUUGCAGAAAUAUUAGCACAUCUUUGUCUGGAGAGAGACUUCCAUUUUGACUGCAGAGCAUUUUAGUUCCACCCCCCUUUCCAUUGCUUUCCCUUGCCAUAGUGGGGAGUUGAAAGAAGUCUGAUGAUGGUCCAGAUCUCCACAGCCUCCUUCAGAUGGAGUAUGGGAGUACUGCCGCAGCAUGCUUGACAGAUCAGUCGUAAUCACCUGGGUUACUUGCAGUAGGAGGCUCCACUCAGCCACAUCUGCACUUGUAAAUGAAAUAAUUUCUGGGAACAUUCCUAAGCACUGGAACUCAGUCACCUGUUCUGGCUUUGAGGACAGCUCAGAUAACAUUGUCUUGAACAUUUGUGUGUGUGGCUAAGGAGUUUACCUGGGCCAAGGACUGUUCCCAUAGAUCAUUUGCAGCCAAUUUGCCUUAGAGGCUAACAGAACAGAAUAAUAAGGAUACAGGUCAUUCCAUGCCAGAGAAUAGUCUUGACCAUAUUAAAUUUACUCAUAUAGACUUAGUCAGUAAGGCUACUAGAAGGUGGUCCUAUGUCACUAUAAAGCAGUUCCACAGUGAGUCUGACAGGAGCAUUCACAGAUGGGAGCAGAUCUUGCAAGUCAAAUGAAAAUGCUGUUCAUUAAAAUGAUGUGGUGAGACAUGUUUCACAACCUCCUCUGAAUUAGCUGAGACUAGAUGUGGCAAAGGAAUACAAAGCUUACUUUCACAUGCCUCAACGCCAAGAGGCAUUGCUCUACCCGGUAGGAAGUGCUUUAUUCAUCCGUGUUAGUGGCAGUGGAAUGAGAUUACUUGACAAUAGCCUCUGUACUUAUCUGACCUAUUUCUCAAGAGACUUUUUAAUAAGGCUUUUCCAGUCAUUUCACCCUGUCAUUUCUUGUGGGCACAGUUUUUCCUGAUGCUCUAAGAAACACACACAAGCACCAUCACCUACAGGAAAGGUGUAGCAUGUGUAUUUGACUAGCUCUGCCAAUUGAGGCAGGCUGGAUCCAUGGUGCUGUUCAUUCCCAGAAAUGUUUUUCAUAUGAGGGAUGAGAAAGCCCACAGAAGAGUCCCUUCUGUGCCAACUAACAUUGUUGCACACUCCAGCGGUGUGUAACAUGGUGGCUCAGCUGCCCAGAAAGCUCUCUUUUCUCCCCAGUUUAGACUGGAGUACAUGUCCCUUUUGAUAUGCCAGUACCAAUGGAGGAAAAAUUUUCCAAGUCUUUAAACAGCUUUGUGGAACAGGUCACUGGCCACCCAUCUAAGUUUGGAAUGAUACAGAAGCAGCCUAACAAAUGAUUCCCCUAUAAAUUGUGCAAAACUAGACUGAAAUAGUAGCUACAUGAGUUUAAAAUAAAGGGAAGAUCAGCUCUUCUGUCUUACAAACACAGGCACACCCAGUCCAUGAGCAGGUCAGCAAUGAUUGCCUAAGCUCUUGCAUGAACAGACAACUGCUGUGUUACUAAGGCUGAGGCUUAGUUGGUCUCAUCACAAGCAAUGAACGUUGAAGUCUGGUAACUUCAGCAGCUACUCUCAUGGGCCAUUGAAAAAGCCACUGCUGUUUUCUGUACUAAGACCAGAUCGUUUCUGAGUGUCUAGAUCCUCAAAUGAUGUAAAAAAUUGUUCAGCUGAGGAGCUGGUCCCAAGACUUCAGGAUACCAGUCACUACUGGAUUCAAUGCUGAGCUUUGUUCCAUUGGCCUCAGCCUGCAGUGGACAAGACACUGGGCUGUAAGUGCCAUCACUAGGAUCAUAAAUGAAUUGUUUCAAGUAAAUGCAACAAGGUAGAGGCCAUCUGCAGCCCUGUAAAGAUAUACCUGAUGCAUUUGAAAUUGCGAGCUUGUGAAAGACUCUUGCAAUCAAAACUUGAAUCCAGUAUCAUUUCUUCAGUACACUUGUAUCUUAACAAAGUUAUUGUCUUGUUUUCUCUUUCUGUUGCAAUGGCUAAGUGCACUACCCUUAUAGUCUAUUUUUCAUCAUUGACCGGGCACUCUUCGCAGUAUUGGGUUGUAAAUAUAAAGAAUUAUUUGUUUUGUAAACUUUUGUAAAAAACAAAAAAGUAAUAAUAUUUUGGUAGGAAUAAUAAAAAUCAUAUUAUUUGGGUUAUAUUUAUACAUAUGUGAAAUAAAUAUACUAUCAAAAGUUGUAUUUUAUACAAAAAGUCAAUGGUUACCUUUUGUAUUCUAUAUACAAAAUUUUGUAUGAUAUGAUUGUUUAUUUUUAUCUGCAGACUUCAACUUUGGAUUUUGGGGUGGGCAAAAUGGGAUUGCUGUUAAAUAGUUGGGCCUGACCCAAGCUCACUGAAACCAAUGGAGUCUAUCCAUUGCCUUCAUAGGGCUUUGAAUCAAGCCUUUAAAUUAACUUCAGAUAUGUUUAAAAUCUGAAGUUCUAUGGAAACCUCAACAUGAAAACAUUCCAGGUUUCAAAUUUUUUCCCUGAAAAAGGCUAUUAUUAUUAUUAUUAUUAUUGUUAUUAUUAUCGUAACUCUUGGGAGGCAGGUGGGACCUAUGUAACUGUCAAGUCCUUGUUGCAUGUAUGUCUGCUUUAUAUUUUCCUCAUAUUAUAAACCAGUGUUUCUCUAUACAGACUGAAAGGAAAAGUUGCUGUACAGAAAUGUUUGUGUUUAUGCAUUUUUACAUGUGGCUGUAUAUACCUCCUAGUACUAUGCAGUGACACUUAUUUGACUCCAUUUAUUUUUCACCUAAACAUGAAUAGUAUGUUUUUCAGUAGCUAUCAAAACUCUGCCAAGUAAAUCAAUCAAAAUUA
Molecule: messenger RNA, 6908 nt
Organism: Rhea pennata
Lineage: Eukaryota; Metazoa; Chordata; Aves; Rheiformes; Rheidae
Gene: MAML2
Product: mastermind like transcriptional coactivator 2
Exons: 5
Coding region: 1-3162 (1053 amino acids)
Biological process (GO): positive regulation of transcription of Notch receptor target; Notch signaling pathway
Cellular component (GO): nuclear speck; nucleoplasm
Molecular function (GO): transcription coactivator activity
Source: RefSeq, a predicted model, not a curated record